AUGAAUUAAAAUAAUAGAAACAACUUUGACCCUAGAGAAUUUGUAGUCCCGGGUGUAUCUGAACAAGAAAUCGAAGUAUACAAAUAAAUAUUUGAUUUUUUAGAUUCUCACGAGUAAGGUCUAUUAACUCCAAAAGAUAUAAGAAUUGCACUCAAAGAAAUAGGAGGUUUUAAUGCCUCAAGGAAUCUUAUAUAUAAUAUAAUAGGAGAUUUUGAUAGCGAUUCUAACGGAUAAAUUGAUUUUGAAGAAUUUGUAAAAAUGAUGGCUAUGAAGCCUUGUGAUAGAGAUAAUGAUGAUGAUAUAUUGAGAAUUUUCGAUUUAUUGAAAAUAGAUCAUGAAUGUAAUUAUUUGACAGCUGAAGAUAUUAAAAAAUAGUCAGUUUUAUUAGGGGAAGAUGCUACAGAUAAUGAAAUUUAAUAAAUGAUGAUAAAAUGUGAUCCUGAGGGUAAAGGAAAAACAAUUAGUUUCGAUGCAUUUUUAAAAUUUAAUAAAAAAGGAUAAUUUUGAAA
Messenger RNA from Ichthyophthirius multifiliis, 509 nucleotides. RefSeq lists its product as hypothetical. Gene Ontology annotation, biological process: mitotic cell cycle; centriole replication. Lineage: Eukaryota; Ciliophora; Oligohymenophorea; Hymenostomatida. The record is from RefSeq and is a predicted model, not a curated record. Gene Ontology annotation, cellular component: centrosome; centriole. Gene Ontology annotation, molecular function: calcium ion binding. The transcript is spliced from 2 exons.